AUGAACUUGAACGAAGGAAUCUGCGUCCCGCGUCGUGACCUGGAGGUCGCCGUGGAGCCGCGCGACCGGCCGGUGUGUUACCCCGGAGCUAACAAAAAUUUGAACCAAAUAUUGGACAAGUUGUGGGUUUUACUAACCAGUUCAGUGGGCUGUUUUACGAGGAGCCCCCGAGAGAGUACUGUGGCUAAGCUGUCCCAUUGGCCGCCGGAUGUGCAGCAGCAGCAGCAGCUUCGCGUUUCCGUCUUCAAGACUGUGUCCGCCGCAGCCGCUGCCUCCCAAUUGACUUCGCAGUUGGCCCGGGCCUCCGAGUCGCGGGCUGUGGCUGCCAGCGGCCGCCUUGGAAGCCGACAGCAGCAGCAGCAGCAGCAGCAGCACUUCGCCUCUAUGAAGAAACGGAAGGCCACCGAGGACCCCCCUUCGCAGCCAGACCCCCAGGGCCCCGCCCCUGGGGAGUUCGGCGAGGGGGAGGACCCCAACAAGCCAGUGCGGAUAUACACGGACGGGGUGUACGACCUGCUGCACCUGGGGCACAUGCGGCAGCUGGAGCAGGCGAAGAAGAUGUUCAAACAUGUUUAUUUGAUGGCUGGAGUGGCCUCGGACGAAGAGACGCACCGGCUGAAGGGCCAAACUGUGCAGAGUCUCGAAGAACGCGCGGAGACUCUUCGCCACAUAAAAUGGGUCGACGAAGUCAUCGCGCCCUGCCCCUGGAUCAUCACUCCCGAGUUCGUCGAGAAGCACCGCAUAGACUACGUCGCGCACGACGCGGAGCCGUACUCUGCAGUGCAGAAGUGCAAAGAGAAAAAAAAAGAUGACAGAAAAAGGCGGAAGAACAGCAGCCCUGCAGAGGCUGAGAGCGGGGACAUCUACGGGUGGCUGAAGAGCAGCAACAAGUUCAGGGCCACCGUCAGGACUCAGGGAGUUUCCACCACUGACAUCAUCGUCCGCAUUCUCCAGAACUACGAGGACUACGUCGACAGGUCUCUCUCUCGAGGAGUGAAGCCCAAAGACAUGAACAUUGGCUACACAAAAGCCAACGCAAUUAAGGUCCGCAGGGGCCCCUCUAACCCUAUUCCUAAGGGCCCCUAA
Eimeria necatrix is the source of this 1086-nucleotide messenger RNA. Its product is annotated as cholinephosphate cytidylyltransferase, putative. The record is from RefSeq and is a predicted model, not a curated record. NCBI's taxonomy places the organism in Eukaryota, Apicomplexa, Conoidasida, Eucoccidiorida, Eimeriidae. Gene Ontology annotation, molecular function: choline-phosphate cytidylyltransferase activity; phosphatidylcholine binding. Gene Ontology annotation, biological process: CDP-choline pathway. The transcript has 6 exons. The coding region runs from base 1 to 1086 and encodes 361 amino acids.